AUGGAUGAUUCGGCAAGUAAUGGAAGUAGUUCAACGGCAUCAUCGACUGCUGUUAAACCUACAGAGACAACUUCAUUUGUUUAUCAAGAUUUAAUCUUUCAUGUUCAAACGAUUCAACAUCAAAUGAUUGAAAUCGAAAAAUUUCUUGACGAUCGAUGUAAAAAUCAAAAGAAAAUACAAAAGGAAUUAAAAUCACGAUCGAUAACAUUUAUUGAUCCAUAUGGAAAUUCAAUAACUGAUGAAUAUAUGGAUCAUGAAUCGAUCAAUACAUUAUUUAAAAAAUACAAGAAGAAUUAUGUACCAAAAUAUUUACAACAGUGGAUCAAAAUUGGAAUAAUGAAUCAAGAUACUAUUAUUUCUCCAUUAGAUGAAUAUUAUCUGAAAUUAUCUGUAUCCGAAUAUCCAGACGGUUAUCAAUUUAUUACACAUGGUGAAUUGACUAUCUUGAUAGAAUAUCGUGAAGAUAUAGCACUUCAACAAUUUGUAUUACGUGUUCUUGUAACGGAUACUAUUGAGAAAAUUAAAAUGCAAAUACAAAAACUUCGAAAACUGCCAAACAUUGAAUUAAAAUCAUUCAUUGCAGUAGAUCAAGUUUCUCGAACAACAACACAAAAUUGGAAUGAAGGUCGAACAUUGAAGUUAGAUGAAACCGUCUUAUCAUCAAAAUUAUAUGAAGAUAAUUGUAUCAUUAUAGCAAAAGUUUUGCAAGAAACAACUGUUACUGGGCAAUCCAUGUCUGAUUUUAAAAUUUUUAUGCAAACUCUUACUAGAAAGAUGAUUCCGCUCGAAGUCAAUGCUUACAUGGAUAUACCUAUGGUCAAAAAAUUGGUACAAGAUGCGGAAGGUAUUCCUCCUGAUCAACAACGUUUAGUAUUUGCUGGAAACCAUCUCGAAGACGAUAGAACUCUUUCAGAUUAUAACAUACAGAAAGAAUCUAUAAUUCAUAUAGUACUACGUUUACGUGGUGGAAUGUAUCAUAUUACGAGUGGUCGACAGGAUUUUCACAAUGUACCGAAUACAGCAGCCGAAGCAAUAAAAAAUAUUCUUGCAUUUGAAUUUCAAUAUGUAGAUCAUCCUGAACGUUUGUCACCAGUUGAAUUACAAAAUUCUAUUUUACAAGGACAACUUCUUCUUUCAAAACUAAUUAAUGAAGUUCAAAAUAUCUCUUUACAUUGUGAUCUUCCAAAUUUAAAAGAUAUUGUAUUAUCGAAUGUUGAUGAUAAUCAAGACGAAAAUGAUAAUGAAGAAGAAGAGGAAGAUGAUGAUGUUUCAAAUGAACAAUGA
Molecule: messenger RNA, 1284 nt
Organism: Rotaria sordida
Lineage: Eukaryota; Metazoa; Rotifera; Eurotatoria; Philodinida; Philodinidae
Source: the annotation of a GenBank genome assembly